AUGACCUUGCUUCGCUUCCGUUCCGGUCCCGCUCGAGCGUCGCCCCGUAGAAGUGUCUAUCAGAGGUUUUUGAAGCCGUUCGUUUUCCCGUUUGUUCUGCUUCGCCGUCUGCUACCAUUCAAGUUCUUCCUUUUCGUUGUGCAUCCACUCUUCUCCAUUCUCUACUUCCUCCACCAGACGCCGUCGUACAGCCAAGAGCACUUGGCGAGUCUCGACACGUUUCUAGGCUGUUCCCCAGCAGACCUUCUCCACUUUCUCUCUUCCUCUCUCCUUAUCCUCUCCAACAAUGUAGUCCUUUCCUUCUUUUCUCUGUCUCUGGACUUUGGUCGGUGCUUGGUGGCGUGCCUGCGCCUGCUGCUGGUCUGGGCGAACUUUUUGUGGCCGUACUGCCGUCCUGUGCUCCUCCACUUGUGGCAACUCUAUCUGGAUCUCCCUCGAAUUUACCAAGCAACUGUUGCCGGCCUCGUCUUCUCGGCUCUCCUCCUCCUUUUCCUCCACCUCAACGGGACGCUCUCGCGCGGUGCCGCUGCGCUCCGCCGGACCGGGCGCCGGAUCAGCCGUACGUACACCCGCGUAACGGCCUUUGUCGCUGCGUCGGCGCCCUUCGUUCUUGCUUGUCUGUUCUAUUUUGGGCUCCUCCUCAUUUUGGGGCCUCGCCGACGCGAACAACUGCACACGCUGCAACAUCUGCUGUGGUACCCCCUCGCCAUCGUCGGAACAGCCUCCUGCUUCUGGCGGUUUGUCUACUUGCCUCGGCUGCAUCCUGUUUUGCUGUUCUGCAAAACCCAAGCGCCCGUCCCUGGCGCCCAGGGAGCGGAACAGCCCUCGAAGCAGCUAGCGGGGGUCUGGGACACCGGCCGGUCUUCCGCGUCGUCGGCUGCUGCACGCGCCUCGGCGCCUCAACAGGCAGACGGGACGAAGCAACCCGCACGUGAUCGGAAACAGGGGGAGGCAGUGACGAAUUUGCACCCAAAAGGCACACAGCAGAAAGGACGCGCGUCUUCCCAUGCAGCCGUCUCCCGCGAGAACUCGUGGGUGCCGUUUCAGCGGUGGACCUCGUGGAGAUGGUCCAGCAGCGAAAUUUCUUCUUCGGUGGAACAGACUCCAUGCGAUCAAGAAGAUGCGGGAGUGCCGGGUGCGACGGUUGCCGGCGAGAGCCCGCGCGUGGGGCGCGAUGCAGGCCCAGCGACGGUCUCCGGACUGGCGAACGCCAAGGCGAUUGCUGCGGAGACGAGAAACGCCUGGAUGCGAAUCACUUUUUGGCUCGAAGUGUGGGUUUUCAUGACCACGUGCAACUUUGUCGCCUGGCUGCCUCUGGUGAACCGUUUUGCGCCACUCGGCGACUGUCUCGUUCACCACGUUCUCUCGCUCUUUUUCAUUUUGACGGUGAUUUCUGGAGGGCCCACUCAGGCAACGAUCCACCAGGCGGCGUUCCGCUUGAUUCGCGGCCUGGCUGCACUUUUGUCGGCCGUCUCGUCUCAACUGUUUGGCGUCGCGCUUGUUCUCCCCUCCCACGGAGCAGCCGACGCAAAGGGCCAGGGAGGACCAGGGAUUUUCUACUUUCCUGAUGCGACUCCGACAGCAGUCUCUUCUCCCUCUUCCCUUCCCGAGAAUUCCGUCCGUCGGGGUGUUCGGCAGGUGUUCUCCUUUUUCCUUCCUUUUGUCUCCGCUUCGAGCCUCUCGUUCACGGAUCCGGACCCGCAGGCGUCUCCGACGCCGUCGCCUCCCGCUCGAGCGUUCUCCUCGCCCCUGGUCGCGUCAACUCGAACCUAUGCAGCGAAUGCGAUCUGCCAGGCUCUAGGAUUCAGUUCGGAGUCUUGGCUGUCGGGACUCCUCUCUCUGCUCCUUCACCUUCCCCAAGCGCUUCUCGUUCUCCUCCCCGAAUUCCUUCUGACGCCCGCUCUCGCCUACCUACGCGCAGGGCGACCGCUCUUUGGUGCAGUCGUGUCGCUGAGCGCUCCCGGCCCCUCCGCGCUGCCAGAGAGGCUGUACUGGCUUCUCUAUUUUCUGGCGUCUUCAGGCGUGUCCAUUCUGUACGUUUCCCUACGCGAACACAACCUGCUGCGGUACAUGCCGUUCCAGUCGUCCUUUCUUCUUCUCGCGAUUGUGGCCAUGCAAACCGCCGUCAAAUUCUUCGCCAAGGGCGCGGAAGUUCGCGUGCGCGUCCCCGAAAAAAGAGAGAGUCUGUGCGCGCCUUCGCCGCGCGCCGCCCACCCCGCUUCUCCCGUGUCUCAGGAGCCGGAGACGGCGCCCGGAGGAGGCAGGGGAGGCGCGGUGUCCCAGGUGGGGACGGAAGAGAGGGGUUGGGACUGCGGAGCGCAGGCAAGUGCAGCAGGGAGAAGCACAUUGUUCCCCUUCUUCCGGCGGCGCAGCCCGACAAGUGCAGACAAAAGUGUGCGCGGUACCGGCGGUGAUGUCGACUCUGGAGAAGCCUCAGUGGCAGCCGCCCCGGUGGCUGGACGGCGCGAGAGUCGCCGUCAGAGUGUCCAGACAUCUCCGGAAGGGAGGACAGAGCGAGAAGACAGAGACAGGUCGGCGAGGCGUGAGUCUCCGGCGUCAGACGGGUUGCCGCCGAGCCGUGAGGCGGCGUCGGCCGGGAAACCGGAUGUGGGCGACGGACUCGAGGACGGGGAGCGUGGCGACGGGAAACCGGACGAGCGGAAUUCAUCGAGGGAGAGAGGCGCUUCGCAGGCGCCAAGUGAGCGGAACUCGACCACGCUGGGUGAACCUGCCAGGCGUUGGGCUGACGAGGAGGUCAGCAGCGAGGACGACGGCUUGGGCGCGGGGACACAGACGUGCUUCCGAGGGAGUGAGGCAGCGAGGCGUUUUCGCGGGCUUCCGAAACAAGCGGGGCCAGCGGACCGAGCGGGGAAAGCUGUCUGGCGACCGCGCUCCGGGGAGGCCUGCACGAAGAAUGUGCGAGAAGAGAGAAAUGGCCGAAGCCGUCAAGGGCGACCGGACGCGCCUUGUCUCGAGAAGGGGUCAGUCGGGACUCAAGUGGAGGGACGAGAGCCGCAGUUCGGCAAGAGGGGAGGAAAGACUGUGGGGAAUCGCAGCAAAGACUCCACGUUCAGGGGCGACGGAUCGCCCAGCGAAGCCCUAGAGACGCAGAACGCGACAGAGAGAAGAGGGGCGAGGCCAGGCACGCCUGCGAGUCAGGGGGAGAGGGAGUCUGUCCGGGGGCUGGAGCAGCGGCGCCACGAGGUUUUGGACAAAAGGCAGGCGGCGAGUCAGAAAGGACGGAGCGACAGCGCGUUCGGGCGAGGACCUCGGGAAGACGCUUUGCACGAGUGGAACCUUGUCGAUGAUGAUUUGAGUGACGAAUAG
Messenger RNA from Neospora caninum, 3327 nucleotides. RefSeq lists its product as hypothetical. The record is from RefSeq and is a predicted model, not a curated record. The transcript is spliced from 2 exons. Bases 1 to 3327 code for a protein of 1108 amino acids. NCBI's taxonomy places the organism in Eukaryota, Apicomplexa, Conoidasida, Eucoccidiorida, Sarcocystidae.